GGAAGUAGACGGAAACAACAGCCAGGCCAGAGCUCCUCUGACAGCGAUACGUGCGGCGCUGGGGAGGCUAAACACAAAAUAUUCGACACUGGUGUUUGUAUUUCAUUUCGAAAGUCCGAAUGGUGUAGAAGUAGAAGGAAAGCCAACAUGGUACGCAUCUGGAGGCAUCUCUCGACGACGCUGGAACUGCGGGUGUCACUUUUCGCCUUGCUUCUCUUUCUUGUUGUCUCCCUUGGUGACGCCAGGCUCCGCCGGACUCGCAGCGCCAACACCACGACAGAGGAAACGGUAGAAACUUAUGACAAAUACUACAAUUAUGUUCAUCUAACCGGACUUUUGCAGUCAUUGGCCCAGAAAUACCCUCACAUUGCCAACCUGUCGAGCGUAGGGCGGUCUGUGCAGGGCAGGGAGCUGUGGGUGAUGCGUAUCACCGAAGACCCCAACACAGACAAACCGGGGAAACCGAAAUUUAAAUACGUGGGUAACAUGCACGGCGACGAAACCGUGUCCCGACAGGUGUUGAUUUACCUUGUGGAGUACCUGCUGAGUAAAUAUGGAGAGGAACCUCGCAUUACUGAGCUGGUGAACAGCACGGAUAUUUACAUCAUGCCCAGUAUGAACCCUGACGGCUUUGAGAAGUCCUCCGAGGGGGACUGCAGGGGCGUCAACGGAGGGCGAAGUAAUGCCAACAAUAUGGACUUAAACAGAAGCUUUCCUGACCAGUACAAAGGGACGACUGUCGAUCCAGAAAGUGUCCCCGAAGUCAUGGCUGUGAUCAGGUGGAUUCAAGAGAAAAAAUUUGUGCUGUCAGGGAACCUGCAUGGCGGCACCGUGGUUGCCAGUUACCCUUUUGAUGACUCAGCCUCCCACCAGGAACAAGGCAUCUACAGCCAGUCAGAGGACGACAGUCUCUUCCGCUACUUGGCCCGAGUGUAUUCUGAGAACCAUCCCGUGAUGAAGACCGGCGAGCCCUCCUGUCCGGAUGACAUCGGUGAAACCUUUAAAGACGGCAUUACCAAUGGGGCGGAGUGGUACGACGUGUCUGGAGGGAUGCAGGACUACAACUACCUACAUGGCAACUGUCUGGAAAUCACCUUGGAGCUGAGCUGCUGUAAACAUCCACCAGCUGCUGAGCUUCAUAAGGAAUGGGAUCUGAACAGGGAAUCUUUAGUAGCCUACAUAGAAAAGGUCCACAUAGGUGUUCGAGGCUAUGUGAAAGAGGCGAUCAGUGGUGCUGCCCUCACCAAUGUCAGCAUUAUGGUGGCAGGCAUACGCCACAACCUGACCACAGGAAGUUAUGGGGAGUACUACCGCCUUCUGCUCCCGGGAACUUACAACAUCACGGCUGUGGCCUCAGGGUACACAUCAAUGACAGUGAGCAAUGUCCAGGUCCUGGAGGGCAAAGCCUCUGAACUGAACUUUACCUUGACACCUGUGGUCAGAGAGGCCACAGGUAGCACUUCUGUGACUACGAGCGCGGUGCCACAAACCAGUCAUCCAAUCAUUUCCACUACCAGCCCUUCUAGCACCACUCAGACCCUGGUGGUCCCCUCCAAAGGAAACAAUACCAACUCUACUGCACUUCCACCUCUACACCAACCCAUCCAACCCCAGCAAUUUCGUCACCACAACUAUGCUGACAUGGAGCUGUUUUUACGGAAGUACAACAGCGAGUUCCCCUCUAUCACCUAUCUUCACUCUAUUGGCCGCUCUGUGGAAGAACGUGAGCUGUAUGUGAUGGUAAUCUCAAACAACCCUACCGUUCAUGAACACGGUGAGCCAGAGUUCAAGUAUGUGGGCAACAUGCACGGUAACGAAGUGGUGGGGCGAGAGUUAUUGCUCAACCUCAUUGAGUACCUGUGCCGUAACUAUGGCGUCGAUCCAGAGGUCACUCAAUUAGUCAACAACACCCGCAUUCACAUCAUGCCUUCUAUGAACCCCGAUGGAUAUGAGAUAGCCACUGAAGGGGAUGAACAGGGCUACCAAGGGCGCAACAACAGCAACAACUUCGACCUGAAUCGCAACUUCCCAGACCAGUUCACCACCAUCACAGAUCCCAGACAGCCAGAAACUAUAGCUGUAAUGAAUUGGCUGAAGAGCAGCCCCUUUGUCCUCUCAGCCAACCUUCACGGAGGUUCCUUGGUGGUCAACUACCCAUUUGACGAUGACAAAGAAGGCACAGUUCAUUACAGCCGGUCGCCUGAUGAUGAGGUCUUCCAACACCUGGCCAGAGCCUACUCACAGGAGAAUUCACUGAUGCACAACGGACACCCUUGUCCGGACCUGUACCCUGAAGAAUAUUUUCAGGAUGGCAUCACCAAUGGUGCCUACUGGUACACUGUUCCUGGUGGAAUGCAGGAUUGGAACUACCUGAACACCAACUGUUUUGAGGUCACCAUCGAGUUGGGCUGUGUCAAGUACCCCAGGGCCAAGGAGCUGCCGACAUACUGGGAACAAAACCGACGAGCCUUGCUUCAGUUUCUUCACCAGGUCCACAUCGGAGUAAAAGGUACAGUCUCUGACAUUGAGGAUGGCACAGCUAUCCCCAAUGCCACCAUUCACGUGCAGGGCAUCGAGCACAGCAUCACUACAGCUCAGACUGGAGAUUACUGGAGACUGCUGGUCCCCGGGACAUACUCCAUCACUGCCUCUGCCCACGGGUAUGUACCGGUGACGAUCUAUGCCACGGUCUCAAAGGAUCAUGUGGAGAUGGUGGACUUCAGACUUACACGUUUGCACUCCGAUGGUAAUGGCCAGUCUACCAACGGCUUAAUACCCAAACAGACUCCAUCUGAGAAGGAGCUCCAUAGCUUAAUCAGGGAGCUUUCUGUAGGCCAAGGUUUGGAGCAGUUGGUCAAGAGCACAGCCACAGAAAACAACUUGCGGCGCUACAGAGGCUCCAAAGAGCUGUCCUCCUCCCUGAGAAGCUUCACUCUGAACUUUCCCAAAAUUACAUCUUUACACAGUUUGGGCCAAAGUGUCGAGUUUAGAACUGUUUGGGCUCUGGAAAUCUCCAACAAACCAGGAGAGGCAGAGCCAUCUGAGCCAAAGAUCCGCUUUGUAGCAGGGAUCCAUGGCAAUGCCCCAGUGGGCACAGAGCUGCUGCUGGAGUUUGCUACCCUCUUGUGUAUUAACUAUGGCAAGAACCCAGCAAUCACCAAGCUAAUCAACGAGACCCGGAUUUUCAUUGUGCCUUCUAUCAACCCCGACGGACGAGAACAGGCUAUUGAGAAACAGUGCACGUCCACACGGGGCUUGACCAAUUCUAACGGAAAAGAUCUGGAUACAGACUUCUUUGGCAAUGCAUCGCAGCGUGUGGUGGAGGCCCAACCUGAGACCAGAGCGAUGAUGAAUUUUAUUCUAAAUCAAGACUUCACUCUAUCGGUGGCCCUUGAUGGAGGCUCACUUGUUGCUACUUACCCUUACGACAGACCUGUCCAGACUAUUGAAACUGAGGGCACAUUGAAGUACUUGGCAAGUGUGUAUGCCAACAACCACCCGAAGAUGCACCUCGGGGACACGGGAUGUCCCAAUAAUGGACAGGUGGGCAACGUCCCAGAUGGAGUUGUGAAGGCUGCAGUGAGGCAAAGUCACAUGGGGAGCAUGAAGGAUUUCAGUAUGGACUUCGGCCACUGUCCAGAAAUCACCGUGUAUACAGGCUGCUGUCUGUUCCCUCCUGCUGAGGAGCUGGGCACACUCUGGGAUGAGAACAAGCAGGCUCUCCUAAGCAUGUUGGUGGAGGUCCACAAAGGGGUACGAGGCAUGGUGACGGACAAGAGUGGAAAACCUGUUGUUGGGGCGAUCAUUGUACUGAAUGAAGGGGUGAGAGUGUUUACUUCGGAGGGCGGCUACUUCCACGCACUCUUAGCACCUGGCACCCACAAUAUCGAAGCUUUUGCUGAUGGAUACCAACAACAUCGUCAAAAGGUGGAGGUAUUGUCCAGUGAGGCUGCAAAGUUCAUCGUCAUUGUGUUCGAUAUGGACAACAGCAUCCUCGGCCUGCCCAGGCAGCUUGUCGUGGCCAGUGCGGCGGCCUCCAUGACGGCGUUGGUGGUGACGGCGUGCAUCAUCUGGUGCGUGUGCGCGGCCAAGUCUAACCGCCAGAAAGACGGCUUCCACCGCUUGCGACAGCAUCGGGAGGAAUACGACGACGAGAUCCGGCUCGCCUCCAUGGGCUCCAAGAAGUCGCUGCUCGCCCACGAGUUUCAGGACGAAAGUGAAAGCGAUGAGGAGACUCUGUACGCCAACAAAAUCUGAGUCGUUGCACUAGCUUGGCUCUCGGCUCAGUAUUUUCUUUUCGAGCUCCCCCUAAAAAAAUCAAACCCCUGGCCCAGAAGGAACGGGAUGAACUGUGAGCUUCCGUCUCUCUUUAUGAACACUUUUAGAGAGGUUCAAGUUUUUUUUUUUUUUGUUUUUUGUUAUACCAAUAAGUUGUGGAGAGACUGACAGCUGGUCACUCAAUUAUUACAGCGGCUAAAUGAAUACAUCCUGCUGGUGUCUGCACUGGCUAUUUAACUGCUGCAUCUCAGCUUGACUGGUUCAACAGGCGGAGGGAGAGAAAUAAGGUUCAGCCCACUGUUGCCCUCGUCCAUCCUUUUAUUGCAGCUUUAUUGUUUCCGAGCCAUUUAAGAAUAUUUUCUCAAACCUGUCCUGCUCGGCUUAGAGGUGAAGCCGAUGAGUCCAAAUGAACUCUUCCUCUGUGAAUGUGGAUUGAACUCUAGAUGGAAGUGCUUUAUCCCCCAAAACCUCCUCGCUGGUAUCAGUCCUUGCGCUGCAGUUUGUUUAGUAAUCACUAAAUUGUUUUUUUAUGCAAGUGAGCUACACUGAAGUGUCCGAGCCUUUGGGAGAAUAAAUCCAGUAUCGUGCCUUGGUUUCUAUAAUGUUUACGGUCCCCAUCAGGCUGUAAUAUGUGGCAAGAAAGCAACCUAGUGAGUAGAUGAUACAUACUGGAAUUUGAUCCAUCCUAUUCUCAGGUGGUAUGAAAAGAGAGGAGCGAUCUAAAGACUGCGUACGUGUAAUGUUGCACUGUUUUCUGUACAGAUGACUCGAGGCUGGGUUUAGUAGUUUUGUAUUUUUCCAGCGAGUCAGUGUUAGGAGCAGACUUCUCAAAGGCGUCAGGGAGAAUAUCCGUUACCAGGUUUGCUUGAAAGUCUGUGUAGUUAGUGGAGGUCACUUGCACUUAAUGGAAAGCAGGGGUCAUCCCACAUCAUUGGCCAAGAAAUAAAAAAACGACAAAUCAUGAAAAGAAUGUAUUUUCAUUUCUUUUUGUUUUCUAUAAUUUAUAUCGGCAUGGAAAACAGGUUUGUUUUUUCCAUCUGAUUUUUUUUUCUUUUUUUUUUGGUCUUGGGGGGGAUCUUUGCAGAAGUCACGCCAGGUUUUUCUGUCUCUUAAUGACCAAAAUCGAUGUCAAAGCCACCAAUGCCACAUGCUGUGCAGACUCAGUGCAAAUAAAGUCAUAUAUUUCAAAGUAAAGGGCCAUGUAAUAUCCAUUGUAAUAUCAAUUUCAGUGUGAAAUUUGUUCAGUUUAAUCUGAGUUAAAUGCAGUGCAGUUUUAUUUUCUUUUUUUGUGUGUGUGUGUAUCAAAAAGAAUCACUCUUGGGUGACUUAUUUUAAGUGGGAAGCAGGUUUGUGUGCGUACAUGCAAAUUUACUCCAGUAAGAAAAAAAACAAGACCCUGUAUCAGAAAUCCAAGGUUUUAUGAAAUGUAACUAUACCAGAGCUGAAAUCACUGCACUAGAUCUGAACGGUCUGUUGUGCUGCAGGUUUUCACUCGUUCUCAUAAACAGCAGUUGCCCUCGAAAGAGACUGCCCUGAUUUCUACUUGAACAAAUGAUUUCCUGACCAGCUGACAUCUGUGUGGGGGAUACAGUUUUGUACAUUAUUUUUCUUAAGCUGCGUCUCUGAACGUGUGUGUAAGAACUUUGAAAGUUGAGCCGCGCUGGUGUAAAGAUUUUCUACUAAACUGGAAUCAGCUGUAAAUGUUUGCCAAUUGUAAAUGGAGAGAAAAUGCAAUUCGUGUUAACCAUGAAUCUACACUGAACAGAGCAUUUCAUAUGAACGUCAUGCACAAAAACUCACAUAACACAAUAAAAUAAAACGUCUCAUUA
Mugil cephalus (flathead mullet) is the source of this 6107-nucleotide messenger RNA. RefSeq names its product carboxypeptidase D, a (gene cpda). Gene Ontology annotation, molecular function: zinc ion binding; metallocarboxypeptidase activity. Bases 148 to 4257 code for a protein of 1369 amino acids. Gene Ontology annotation, biological process: proteolysis. The transcript is spliced from 21 exons. The record is from RefSeq and is a predicted model, not a curated record. Lineage: Eukaryota; Metazoa; Chordata; Actinopteri; Mugiliformes; Mugilidae.